AUGGGAGAAGUCGCUCGGGCCAAGGCACCCAAGAAGAAAGCGAAAUCUAAAAAAAAUAGAGGAGUCGGAGAGAUGAUUGUGAAGGCUGUAUCUGCCUCCAACGAACGGAGCGGCGUGUCUCUAUACACUCUGAAGCAAGUGCUGGCAGCCGACGGCUACAACGUGGAGAAGAACAAUUACCGGAUAAUUCUAUCGAUUAGGACUUUGGUGACCAAAGGGACUCUGGUUCGGAUCAGGGGAGUCGGCGCCUCUGGCUCCUUCAAGCUAAACGAUCAGACCAAAACAGCCAAGAAGCCCGCUAAGGUAGCUGCUCCUACGGCCAAGCAGCCAGAAGCAAAGAAAUCCGAGGCGGCGAAGAAGGCCACCAAGAGCCCAAAGAGAGCAGAGGCAGCCAAGCCUAAAGUCGCUAAACCCGAGGCCACCAAAGCCAAAAAAGCCGCUCCCAAGAAGAAGUGA
This is a messenger RNA of Paramormyrops kingsleyae, 456 nucleotides long. RefSeq names its product histone H1-like. The record is from RefSeq and is a predicted model, not a curated record. Gene Ontology annotation, cellular component: nucleosome. Gene Ontology annotation, biological process: nucleosome assembly. NCBI's taxonomy places the organism in Eukaryota, Metazoa, Chordata, Actinopteri, Osteoglossiformes, Mormyridae. Gene Ontology annotation, molecular function: structural constituent of chromatin; DNA binding.